UCCGCCCGUCACGUUUCUGCUUCGUCUUCUUCCUCGUUUCUUCCUCACAUAACAAGCUACCUCCGAAUUUCCCCCAAAUUUCUAGGGUUUCUGAUUUUUUUUCCUAAUCAGAAACCUUAGCUGCCUUCUCCGGUCUCCAGCCUCCUUCCAACUUCUCUUUUUCGUGUUGUUUCAGUUUCCUUUCAUUCAUCUGCAUCAUCAUGUCAAGUUUGGAGGAGCCGCUUGGUCUUGACAAAUUGCCAAGCAUGAGUACCAUAGAUAGGAUACAGAGGUUCUCAUCUGGAGCUUGCCGUCCCAGAAUAGAUAAUUUGGGCAUGGGAAACUGCUUUAUUGAAGGACGAAGUUGCAGUACAUCUACCAGCUGCAAUGAAGAUGAUGAAGAUUAUACGGCAGAGACAUUUCCAUGGAAGAGACAUACUAGGGACAUGUCCCGAGGGGACUCCUUCUGUCAAAGGGCAAUGAGCUCAGGAAGGAACUCAAUCAAAUUUGGGAAAAAUGAUGAUUCAUUUUUCUUUUCAGAUAGCCAAUAUAAUCCCAGGUGUAUUAAUAACAAAGACAUACCUGAAAUGACAUAUAAGUUUCUGAAAGGUAUACCAAAGUUUGUAAAGAUAGUAGAAGUUGGUCCGAGGGAUGGAUUGCAAAAUGAGAAGAAUAUUGUACCUACGGCUGUAAAGGUUGAAUUGAUACAUAGACUGGCAUCUUGUGGGUUGUCUGUUAUUGAAGCUACGAGUUUUGUAUCUCCCAAAUGGGUCCCACAGUUAGCUGAUGCAAAGGACGUAAUGCAAGCAGUUCAUAAGUUGGAAGGUAUCAGAUUGCCAGUUUUGACUCCUAAUUUAAAGGGCUUUGAGGCUGCUAUAGCAGCUGGUGCUAGAGAAGUAGCUGUUUUUGCAUCAGCUUCUGAAUCAUUUUCAAAAUCAAACAUCAACUGUAGUAUUGAGGAGAGUCUUGUCCGUUAUCGUGCUGUUACAAGUGCAGCUAAAGAGCUCUCAAUUCCUGUUCGAGGGUAUGUAUCAUGUGUUCUUGGAUGUCCAGUGGAAGGACCAAUCUCUCCCUCAAAAGUGGCAUAUGUAGCUAAAGAACUAUAUGAUAUGGGUUGCUUUGAGAUCUCCCUUGGUGAUACAAUUGGAGUUGGCACGCCAGGAACUGUGAUUCCCAUGCUUUUGGCUGUGAUGGCUGUCAUUCCAAUCGAGGCAAUUGCUGUCCACUUCCAUGACACUUAUGGCCAAUCCCUUCCAAAUAUUCUGGCGUCCCUUCAAAAUGAUGGGAUCAAGCAGGCCCUACAUUUCAGUGUUGUUGAUACCAUUUGCCUCUCUUCCUAUGUUGCCUUCUCGUUAAAGGGGUAAUUAAAAAUCUAAAACAAAGUCCCUAGAUGGGAACUCAUUGCAUUUAUCUAAAAAAAUCAUAUUACCUAUCACUCUCCUUUUUAAAACAUUAAAUGUGAUAUUUCAAACCACACUAAUUACAAUUAUUUAAAAUAAUUCAUAAUAACUGAUCAAUUUUCCAUUAAUUCUUCCUGCCAUUUUACUCAUUCAUAUUAAAAACAUUGAAUGCGAUAUGUCAAAUUACAAAGGGGAACUGAUUACAAUAAAUUCAUGAUACCUAUCAUUUUUCUAUUACCUGUCCCGUCCGUUUCUCUUGCUCAUUUUUAAAUCAUCGAAUGUGAUAUCCUGGCAGGAAUUAAAAAAGCACAAAUAGAUUUUUUUCCUUAGGGG
This is a messenger RNA of Neltuma alba, 1712 nucleotides long. RefSeq names its product hydroxymethylglutaryl-CoA lyase, mitochondrial. The transcript is spliced from 9 exons. Gene Ontology annotation, biological process: L-leucine catabolic process; ketone body biosynthetic process. Gene Ontology annotation, cellular component: mitochondrion. The record is from RefSeq and is a predicted model, not a curated record. NCBI's taxonomy places the organism in Eukaryota, Viridiplantae, Streptophyta, Magnoliopsida, Fabales, Fabaceae. The coding region runs from base 201 to 1343 and encodes 380 amino acids. Gene Ontology annotation, molecular function: hydroxymethylglutaryl-CoA lyase activity.